Messenger RNA from Eubalaena glacialis (North Atlantic right whale), 4659 nucleotides. It is a transcript of the gene SLAMF8, whose product is annotated as SLAM family member 8. The transcript has 6 exons. The coding region runs from base 210 to 1052 and encodes 280 amino acids. The record is from RefSeq and is a predicted model, not a curated record. Gene Ontology annotation, biological process: leukocyte chemotaxis involved in inflammatory response; regulation of B cell differentiation. NCBI's taxonomy places the organism in Eukaryota, Metazoa, Chordata, Mammalia, Artiodactyla, Balaenidae. Gene Ontology annotation, molecular function: signaling receptor activity.
AAUCAGCUCCUGAAAGAGCCCAGCUAGACCCGAGGCCAACUUCCACUUUCCUCUGGAUAUUUUCACUUUCAGGGCGUCCUGUUCUGAGUCAACAUUCCUCCUUCUAAACAUGGGACUUUCCAGAAGGACCACAGCUCCUUCCAUGCAUCCGCUUGACCUGGGAUGUUCUGGAUUUGGCUGUCGAGCGACUUUGCCUGCCUUUCCGAAGUAUGGCCGUGUGGUCCCUGUGGAGUCUCCUUCUCUGGGAAGCACUACUUCCCUUCGUUGUCACCAGUGCCCAAGUUCAGGGCCAGGUGGGGGGCUCGGCGCUGCUGGUGGCAGAGCGCCCUCCCGGCUUCCAAAUCCGAGAUGCCAUCUGGAGAUCCCUCUGGCCUUCAGAAGAGCUCCUGGCCACGUUUUUCCGGGGGUCUCUGGAGACGCUGUACCACUCCCGCUUCCUGGGCCGAGCCCAGCUGCACGGCAACCUCAGCUUGGAGCUGCGGCCGCUGGAGUCUGGAGACAGCGGCAACUUCUCCGUGCUGCUGGUGGACAAGGAAGGUCGAGCCUGGACCCAGACCCUGCAGUUCAAGGUGUAUGAUGCAGUGCCCAGGCCCGAGGUACAAGUGUUCAUUGCUGUAUCAGGGGAUGCUCAGCCCCCCAAGACCUGCCAAGUGUUCCUGUCCUGUUGGGCUCCCAACAUCAGCGACAUAACCUAUAGCUGGCGACGGGAGGGAACCAUUGACCUUGAUAUCAAGCCAGGUGGCCUCUUCAUGGACGGACAGGUGCUGAGUGUGUCACUGGGACCAGGUGACAAAGGUGUGGCCUAUUCCUGCAUUAUCUCAAACCCUGUCAGCUGGGACUUGGCCACAGUCACCCCCUGGGAGAGCUGCCAUCGCCAGGCAGCUCCAGGGAUGGCGUCCUACAAAGAUGUGCUACUGGUGGUGGUGCCUGUCUUGCUGCUCCUGAUCCUGGCUGGUCUCUCUGCCUGGCACUGGGGCCCCUGCUCAGGGAAAAAGAAGAAGGAUGUCUGUGCUGAUGAAGUGGCUCCAGAGACAGAGAACCCCCUUGUGUAGGGUCUGCCAUGAGCAAUGCCUGGAUCGUGAGGAAACCCACCGCCUAGCCACAUGAUGCUCUGGGACGUAGCUGGGACCUGGAAACCACCAUGGACCUCGUACCUCCUGUGAGACUCCUGUACCACCUCUCAGGAGCAGCCUGGGCAGCCGUCACACUGGGAGGGCAGGAAGCACUGACACAACCUUCCACACCUUCUCCCUUCCCUCUCCCCUGGUUGCAUGUCCUGGCUCUGCUCUGGGCAGAAUGGGCCCAGCAGGACAUCCCCUCAAGGACACUGGAAGUUCUCCAGGAUCCAUAGAUUGAUUGUCCAGGGCACUCACUCCUCCACCACUGUUCAUGAAGUAUUGUUAUGGAUUGAAUUUGUCCCCUUUAAAUUCACAUGUUGAAAUCCUAACCCCCAGUAUCUCAGGAUAUGACUGUGUUUGGAGAUAGGGUCUUUAAAGAGAUAAUUGAGGUUAAAUGAGGUCAUUGAGAUGGCCCUAAUCCGAUAUGACUGGUGUCCUUAUAAGAAGAGGGAGAGGAAUGCACACACAGAGAGAAAAAGCCAUGGAAGGACACAGAGAGAAGGAAGCCCUCUGCAAGCCAAGGAGAGAGGCCUUGGGAGAAACCAAACCUGCUAACAUCUUGGUCUUGGACUUCCAGUCUCCAAGACUGAGAAAAUAAAUUUCUGUCAUUUAAGCCACCCGUUCUGUGAUAUCUUGUUAUGGCAGCCCUAGCAGACUAACACAACUAUUAACCAACCAGCAUCAAAGGAUUACUUCCAGCCUGGGUCCUGGCCUCUAAAAGACAUUAUACAAUCACCCACUUUCAGCCCCAACCCAGCCCCUGUCAUUUGAGACCCUGAUGUUUCCCACAACCAAGGAAUUAUAAGAAAAGGUCUAGAACCUGAUGAAGAAGAGAUGUGGGGGUCAAGGGUUUCUCUUUCCGGCUUGAAGGACUUGCAAGUUCAUGGUCCUCAAAGCUGUGUUGGGUCUCCGCUGCUGUGCGAGGGCUUUCUCUAGUCGCGGCAAGUGGGGGCCACUCUUCAUCGCGGUGCGCGGGCCUCUCACCAUCGCGGUCUCUCUUGUUGCGGAACACAGGCUCCAGACGCGCAGGCUCAGUAAUUGUGGCUCACGGGCCCAGCCUCUCCGCGGCAUGUGGGAUCCUCCCAGACCAGGGCUCGAACCCGUGUCCCCUGCAUUGGCAGGCGGACUCUCAACCACUGCGCCACCAGGGGAGCCCCCGGUAACAUCUUUUUAAUUGAUAUCUUCACCCUCAGCACUGACCAUCAUGCCUCCCACAGGAGCUGGAGUUGGGUUUGAGAUUCUCUCCUCACUGUCUAGCACAGUGACCAGAAAAAGAGAGAUUAAAUUCCUCAGCCAACAGGAAGUUCUUGCACAACUUCAAGAAAAUCAGCUCAGCUCAGGAUGAGGGUCUCUGCCUGAGACUGAGAGAGGGAGGAGCCAGGAAAAGCUAAACAGAAGGGAAAUUAUGGAGGGAAAGGAGCUGAGGCAUCCUAAUAUCUGCCACACUCAUUUUCAGAUGCAAGUGCAGAAGAUCCACCCAAGUUCAAGGGACCCACCACUCAAUGGGAAGGUGUUCAAGGUCACUUUGAAAGGAGAGCAUGUGGGAUGGAAGGUAUUAUUGUGGCCAUCUCUGCAAAACACAAUCUGCCACUGAGCGAUUCUGUCUUAAAAAGCUCUGGAAUAUUGCCACUGGAAAAAAUAAUUGAUGAGCUAAACUUACACUUAAGAAUUAGUAGAUGAUAUGGUCCAGCAUUACUCCCUCCCAAGUGUAACUGGAUUUUUUUCUAGGACCUCACUCAAGUCUUGAUGAUAGAGGAAGGAGGCAUUGAAGAAACAGGGGUAGGCUUUGAAGUAUUUUCCCAGGGCGGCUUCAAUCCCUCCACCCAGGAUGUCAGCCCUGUGCAAGGGGCUUCCCUCUUCUCCCCAGUUCCUGGGCAGUCACUUCACCUUGGACAAAUGGUCAGCUCAGCUGGCCUCCAGAUUCAUAUGGCCACUCCUCCACACGACUAGUCCUGGAAUUUCCCUGCCUGCUGGCUCUGCUCAGAGGUCCCCUGCUGGCCACCUGACUUCGCCUAGUCCUUAUGCCUCUCCUGCAUCCACUUCUCUCCCAUCACCUUCUUCCAAGUCCACCUGAACAGUGCACAUGGCCACAGCAGCUAGUGCUGCCACCACCUGUCAUCAGAGGCAUUCCCCGGGCCUGGUCAAUGAACCAGGCAAAACUGGCCUUAGUCUCUAAAACUGAUGUGAAAGAGAAAGCCCAGGGUCUAGCAAUGAGCCAUGGCGGUUGAAUGAGGGAAACACACACACACACACACACACACACACACACACACACACACACUCCCCUUCUCUCUUGCCUUCAUCUCCAGGGCCCCGCCUCAGAUCAGAGCAGUUCUGGAUGGGGUGGGACCCACAGUUCUCCUUCACGCGGUAACCCUUGGUGACUUCAUGUAGAUGGCGGUUUUGUUGUGUGGUACGCCAGGACCUUUUGAACAUAUUCACGCUGCUCAAAUCAACUGAGGUUCCCAUCCCCAAUGACUCAUUUGUCCACUAGUGAACUAAUUAACCCACCACAGCGUUCGUGUUGAAAACCAUUGGGAUUGAUGCUUUAAAAGUCACACAGGAACAAAUAUUGAUUGAGUGUGCAGCAUGCACUGGGUAGACUUCAGGGCACUGGGGACUCAGUAGUGAAUAAAGCAAUGUCCUUCCUUCAUGGAGUUUAUAUUCUAGAUAAUAUAAAUAAGCAAGUAAGCACAUGUCACAGGUGGAUACGUUCUACUAAGAAAGCUAAGGCGGAGUAAAUGGCAAGAGAAUGGUGUGUUGGGGAGAAGGGGUCUGUCUUAGAUAAGGGGAUCAGAGGACACCUCCUCCUGACGAGGUGACAUGUGAACAGAAGCCCAGUGCAGUGGAGUGAGCCAUGCAGUGGCUGGGCAAAGAGCGUUCCAGAGAGCAGAGGAUGCAGAGGCCCUGACGGGGAACAUAGUUGGGGUUUAUGAAGAGGAGAGCGGAGACCAGGGCAACUGGGCCAAAACAAAGAGGGUGGGGAAGGAAAGGGGAGGACCAUAGUGAUGGUCUGGGGCCACAGCACUUGGGACCUUGUGGUCUUCAGAACACCCCGUCCCUGGGGUUAGGGAAGCCAGGAGCGACCCCUUCUGUUUGAAUGUCAGAUUCCUCCCAUAAUGACCUUGGCACCAUUAACUCCAGUGGGCUCACGGUCAGACCAGAAUCCACUCCAAAUCUGUGUUUGCUUUUCCUUGUUUUCAUUAUAUCUCCUUUGAGCAAGAGCCUUUGUACCUGUCCUGUGUAAAUACAGGACCCCAGAGCUGCUCGAGCAAAGGGGUCAUGUGCCACGAUGUCAGAGGGAAUGGAGCGGGGAGGGUAUCGCAAGAGAGAAGGGUUAGAGACACAUUUUCUCACCAGUGGAGCUAUGAGCACCCAAUGCCUCAUUUCAAAAAACAAAAUAACAUUGGGGAGAGGAAAGGAGGGUGGGGCAAGAUAAGGGUAGGGGAUUAAGAAGUACAAACUACAGUGCAUAAAAUAAAUAAGCUAUAAGGAUAUAUUGUAUGGCACAGGGAAUCAGAGCCAUUAUUUCAGAAUAACU